Molecule: messenger RNA, 3062 nt
Organism: Polypterus senegalus (gray bichir)
Lineage: Eukaryota; Metazoa; Chordata; Cladistia; Polypteriformes; Polypteridae
Gene: zbbx
Product: zinc finger, B-box domain containing
Exons: 20
Coding region: 136-2649 (837 amino acids)
Biological process (GO): cilium movement
Cellular component (GO): motile cilium
Molecular function (GO): zinc ion binding
Source: RefSeq, a predicted model, not a curated record
GGAAGCGUUUACAUCGCUGGGUACAGCAACCGAAAGAGAGAAGAAGAGACUAUUUAUCUUCGCUUUUAAGUCAUAUUUCACGAAUCUUAUUGAAUUGCAUUUAAAGAAGUACCUUCUCCAGCAAGAGUCAGGAAUAUGAAUGAGUUCGGGACUGCCAUCGGUAAACCUAAUUCAGUUAGACUGAAAAGCAGAAAUCUUAGGGAGUUAAGAUUGGAAACAGUUCAACUAGAAAUGGAAAAUCAAGACAUGGAGAAGAGGCUUCAACAGCUGAAAUUCAAUAUGAGUCGAGAAAAACAGGAGAGAGAAAAACUGGGUGGAUAUUACUGGAAAUCUGGACAAACUGGUACCUUUAACACUCCUCCUGAAGGAAUGCUACAGAAUAAAGGCAGUUCUUUUCAAAAGUUAUCUGCUGGCAAAGUGAAGAUAAAACUGCUGAAAGACCAUCCUGAAGAGUUGCCAAGACCAUCUGUAGACCAUGUUAUUGAAACAGGUUUAAACAAGAAAGAAAGACCAAAAUUAAAAGGAAAUAUAUGUGGACAAUGUGAAAUUAAAAAAGCUGGACUGAGGUGCAUGGAAUGUGGAGAAGACUAUUGUGUCAGCUGCUUUGCCAAGUUUCACCAGAAGGGGGCAAUGAAACUCCAUAGAAUGAUUCCAAUUCAGAUGGAGGUCCAGACUUCUGUCACUACACUAAAUGUCGUUAACGAGUUUAAAAAGCAAAUUUAUCCUGAACUGGCAUCUGAGAGAAAUAAACAUAAGGAUGAAGCUGUUAACAAAGGGCCACCAAUAAAAAAAAAUUUUUCCACACAGUUGAUGAAUAGAAAAGCAGAGGUUUUAAUUUUGGACCAAGAAAAUGUAGGAGAUGUACCAGUUAGUAGUGCAAAUGAGCAAAAUCAAAGUUUCUUGUUAAAUGGUACAUUUGAUGAAGAUGCGUCUGCCAAGUCUUUUCAGGAAGUUCUAAUGGAAUGGAGAAAUGGAAAAGAAACAAAUGAGCCUGAAUCUGAAUGGAAGCCCCAUGAAGCUGUUCCAGUCUCUACAGGUGUUUUUGGUGCCCAGGCUGACCUAAGCUCAAAAAAACCUAUUCAGAUCAUUUUCAGUGAAAAUAGCUUAAGCUACAUGGAGAAACUUUUACUGAAAAAGCACAGAAGGACUCCAGUGGAGCAAAUUGGAACAGCAUCUCUUGUCACUUCAUCUCAGCUCUCAUUAAUAGAUUCAAACAACUUGAUGGAUGAAGAAGAGUUAUGUCUGACAGCUGAUGAAGUGGAAGAACAUAAAUACUGCAUUUCUCUCUUUGAUGAUGAACAGCCACAUGAACAGCUUCAUUACAAUGAAACAGUCCUGAGCAUUUCAGAAAUUGAAGAUAAUAUUAAGCAACAGAUCGAGGAGACUGACUGCUAUGAAGUGGAGGAGGCAACCGAAAUAGUAAAAGAUGAAACAUCAGCAUACGUGAAUUCCACCUGUUCCAGCAGCCCAUCUGUUGAGAUAUCGACGAGUCUGACAGAAGGAAGCCCAGAAGUGUCUUAUGAUAUACCAGAAUUACAUUAUACAGAAGGAGUUCCAUCAUACAGUUUAACAACAACCAAUGUCAAGAAUUCUGAGGAAAUGCUUUCAGCUCUAGGUGGAAAAACAUCAGGUACAAAUGCUGACCUAUCUUCAUCUCAGAAUGGUUCUACUAAAAAAGAAAGAAGAACUCGAACAAGUCCUCGAGGUCCAAAACAAAGGAAUAAAACUGAAAGGAAAUGCAGUGCAAAAUCUGAGAAUACCCGUAGUGCACUUGCUAAUAUAUCAUUAUUGAUAAGUGGUGUAAAUAAUUUGCAAGAAGACAAAUCUUUAUCUUCAGAAGAUGGUGUGGAAAACAAUCAUCCAAUUAGCACUGGCAGCAAUAACAAUUGCAUGGACAUUGGUUUUACUACAAAGCCAUCUAUGGCAUUGCAGGAGAUUGCUCACAUGAAAAACCCAGAUGUAAAACACUAUUGUGGACUUGAUGGAUUUUUUACAAUGGGACUCGAUCCAGCACAGCUGGACCCAGGCACCUUCACACCAUGUACAACUUACAGAGCCAAGGACACAACACUGAAUUAUUCAACAGGAAGUGCAGACUGGAGACCUGGUAGCAGUUUAAGUGAAUAUGCUGACGAAUUAUUGGUUAGUAAUGUCAUUACCAGUUCUCAGCCUAGACCGUCAAGCAGUCUUUCAAACAAAAUCAUCCCUAAAAGGUUAACAUCACCUAGAUAUUAUCAAACUUCUGCUGGUAAUACACCUGUGUCUCCCAGACCAAUCUUGGCAUCCAGAUUAACUCAGUCAGCACUGGCUCCAAAACCAAAUUAUACUGAAGCAAGACCAAUGUCAAGAGCAGCUCUGGAAAUUUCUGAAAUUCAGUCUAUCGAUUGCACUGGUAAAGAGGAUCAAGACCUGGAAAAUCAGGCAGAUCUGAGUGCAUUGAAAUGUCUGGAAGAUGAGUUUAAAAUUCUGAGAAAUAAUGAAGAUGAAGAAAUGUAUGCCCUGAAGAUCAAAGAAUAUGCAUUCAAAAAAGAAAAAGGUUUAGAGCUGAGGAAAACAGCUAUUCCUUCCAGAAGCUGGGAUGCUGAAGGUCACACAGAUGAAGAAGAAGAGAUACUAAGAGACAAACAGAAUGUAAUGUCACUGCCCUGACAAGAGGAAGAUCUGUUUUAAUGUUGCAGAAUCCUUUUUUGAGUUUGUCUUUAGGUAUGAUUUAGAUAAGUCUUUAAUUUAUUGAUUUUUUUAUGCAAAUACCAUAUUAAUCCUUUAAGCUGGUACAGUUCAUCAUAGGCACAAUUAGGUAUUUUAAUCAUUUGCAAUGAUAGUUUCCAAGAAUAUAACAUGAGUAUGUUUAGAUGAUAUUGCUCUAUUUAUUUUUAUUAUUUGCAGAUUAAAUGUGUUUUCAAUCUUAAAUGUAUUCCAAUUUUCUCAUUGCUGUGCCAUUUGUUAAAAUUCAGGAACGUUCAUCUUUUUUAUAAAUAAUAACUGCUGAACAACGCCUUCCUUUACUGAUUUGAAUAUUGUUUAUUGAAAGAAUAAAUAAAGAAAACACAUGAAAUGCUAAA